AUGUUGAUAGCUAUCAUCGGGACACCUUCAGCGGGGAAACAUACAGUUGUCGAUUAUUUGGUCCAGCGACAUGGUUUCAAACAUAUUGGGUUGAAAACUGCCCCUAUCCCUCCAGUUUUUGAAAACAUCAAUACGAUGCUCGAUUAUACCACUCGAAAUUGGCUGGAACACCACGUCACUCUGGAUCUAAGGACAUAUGAAGAGAUUGAACCUUUUGUGAAACGACCUUGGUUUUUGUUAGUUUUAUCCCAUCUACAAACAGAUUUUCAACGUGUCACACGUUUAGCCCAAGUACAUGUGUAUAACAAUUUCCCUACUGUCGAUGCUUUCUGGACAUAUUUGGAUCAAUUGGAUUUAUUGGAUCAAGAGAGAUUACGACCUGGUUGGGAUACUUAUUUCAUGACCCUAGCAUCUCUCGCCUCGCACAGAAGUAAUUGCAUGAAACGUCGAGUGGGAGCUUUAUUAGUACGAAGUAAAAGAAUACUCUCCACCGGUUAUAAUGGGACUCCAAGAGGGACAAAAAAUUGUAAUCAAGGUGGAUGUAGGAGAUGUAAUGGGUCUGCCAGAGGUGGUGAAGCGCUCGACGAAUGUCUUUGUUUACACGCCGAGGAGAAUGCACUUUUAGAAGCUGGUCGUGAUCGAAUAGGAUCCGAUGCUGUUUUAUAUUGCAAUACUUGUCCAUGUUUAAGAUGUUCAGUCAAAAUCGUUCAAUGUGGAGUUCGAGAAGUAGUUUAUAACCAAUCGUAUUCAAUGGACGAAGCUUCCGCUAUGGUCUUACAAGAAGGAGGGGUAUUAUUACGUCAAUGGCAUAUGCCCUUGUGA
Messenger RNA from Tremella mesenterica DSM 1558, 822 nucleotides. RefSeq lists its product as uncharacterized. Gene Ontology annotation, molecular function: zinc ion binding; hydrolase activity. The record is from RefSeq and is a predicted model, not a curated record. The transcript is spliced from 6 exons. Lineage: Eukaryota; Fungi; Basidiomycota; Tremellomycetes; Tremellales; Tremellaceae. Bases 1 to 822 code for a protein of 273 amino acids.